This is a messenger RNA of Lingula anatina, 1697 nucleotides long. RefSeq names its product heterogeneous nuclear ribonucleoprotein D-like. Gene Ontology annotation, cellular component: nucleoplasm; chromatin. The record is from RefSeq and is a predicted model, not a curated record. NCBI's taxonomy places the organism in Eukaryota, Metazoa, Brachiopoda, Lingulata, Lingulida, Lingulidae. Gene Ontology annotation, biological process: regulation of gene expression. Gene Ontology annotation, molecular function: RNA binding.
UAUGAGCUAGGUUAAUGUAAUGCAGAAUCACUCGUGAAAACUUACCAGCUACCUGCAAGUCCGGUAGGAUACAUUUAAUCCACGAAAACACAUCAUUGAAGAAGAAAGAAAGAAUGGCGGACACAGAACUUACCGAGCAGACCGGAGCACAGUAUGACGCGGCCCAGGAGAAAUAUGGCGGAGAGGAAAACAAUGAUGACGAUAGAAAAUUAUUUGUGGGAGGUCUUAGUCUGAAAGCAACAACUGAAGAUCUACGUGACUAUUUUGGAAAAUUUGGUGAAGUAGCCGACUGCACAGUGAAGACAGAUGUUUAUUCAGGCAGAUCAAGGGGAUUUGGUUCUGUCGUUUUCAAGGAUAGUUCUGGUAUGGAAGCUGUAUUAAGUUACAAGGAAGAUCAUGUUAUACAAGGUAAAACCAUAGAAGCAAAGAGAGCUGUGCCUGAGAGUGGCAGUGAUUCGUAUUCAAGGAAGAAGAUAUUUGUUGGUGGAUUAUCUCAAAAUAUCUCAAAAGAAGAUUUAAGGGUAUACUUUUCAGAGUUUGGAAAGGUUGAGGACAUUUUUCUUCCAUUAGACAGUUCGACGGGCGAAGGAAAAGGUUUUUGUUUCAUUACAUUUGAGAGUGCUGAGGUCGUUGACAAAAUAUUAGAAAAUCCCAGUGCGACCAUUGGCGGGAAAGUGGUUGAUGUGAAGCGUAGCAAGGCCAAUGAGGAACGUAGAGGAGGAGGUAGAGGAGGAUUUAGAGGAUAUGGAGGCAGGGGAAGAGGACGUGGUGGACGGGAUGAUAAUGGUGGUGGCUAUGGUGGAUACAACCAGGGCUAUGAGCCUAACCAGGGCUAUGGUGGAUACAACCAGGGCUAUGGUGGAUAUAACCAAUAUGGUGGCGCAAACAACAACCGGGGCUUUGGUGGAAAUACCCCAUAUCGUGGCGCAAACAACAACCGGGGCUUUGGUGGAUAUACCCCAUAUUAGUGGCGCAAACUACAACCAGGGCUAUGGUGGAUACGGAGGCAUGAAUGAAGAGAAGUAGGUGACAAAAAGGUUGGAUGGGAUGCAGUAAAAGUGAACGGUGGUUUCAGUUCUGUGCGUUUCAGCAGCCUGUAGUCGAUGACUUUAUCUCUAUUAGAUGUGAACAUUUUUGUCUCAGCUUGUUUUCAUUUUGACAGAAUACAUUUAACAUACCAUCAAAAUGACAAGGAAAUGACUGGAAGUAUCUGCAUUCAAGUCAUUCUGCAUCAAGCAUUUACGUUUUUUCUUCACGUUUUGCACAAACUUCUAGCAAAGAUUAGUAAAAUCUAUUUCAAAUCUAGUGUUUGAACACUGUGAUCCUAAAGUAGCGAUUGAUUUAAUUAUAGCAAUUGAUUUUAUUUAUUAAUAUUUUUUAAUGCUGUAUAAAUUGGUCUUUGCUUUUUAACAAAUUUCAUACACUGUUGCUGAGAAGAGACAGUACGACGAAGUAACGGUAAAGGGAUGUAUGCUUUAAAAUUGACUUUAUUAUUAACAUUAACUUUAAGAAACGAUUGAGAAGACUGAUGUCAAUAUGGCACUAAUAAGCCAUGCAGGAGAAGAGGACAGAAGUUUGUUCUUUUGAAACUUGGUUUCUUAAAAACACGUUUGUUUGUGGAAGGUAACAAGAAUACGCUUCUCUGGAACUGGUGUUUCUACUAAUCAAAUGGAAGACUUUUUCUAAUAAAAUUAGAA